Molecule: messenger RNA, 870 nt
Organism: Saprolegnia parasitica CBS 223.65
Lineage: Eukaryota; Oomycota; Saprolegniomycetes; Saprolegniales; Saprolegniaceae
Exons: 4
Molecular function (GO): protein binding
Source: RefSeq, a predicted model, not a curated record
AUGCCGGUCAAGCAGGUCAAGGUCGGCGCCCGCCAAGUGCAAGAGAUGACCGUGUACGUGAGCACGUGCCAAGCGUCACAGACGGACAAGUUUACGACGCGCGUCUCCAAGCUAGCGACCAUCGAGACGCUCCAGGCCUUCCUCGUCGAGCAGUGGCGCAUCGCCAAGCACCGACUCGCUACCGUUCCGAUCUCGGAGCACAUUUUCAGCUUCCAGGGACGCAUCAUGCGUCACGACGCCCACCUCGACAUUUACUACGUUGGGAACGGCGACACGAUCUUUCUGCGUCUGCCGGGCCAUGGCCCCGUGACGACACCGUGGGCCAUGUCCACCAGCGAACUUCGGGAAGCGCUUCAAGACCGCCGCGCGUACCGUCCGAAUCUGCUGCCCGAGCAGCUCAUGUACCAGCUCCAACAUCUUUUGCAGCGCGAGAGUCGACUGGAGCGGCUUCAAAAAGCCACAAAGCGUGGCGCCACCGAGGACGUCAAGCGCAUCACGCAAGAGCUGCGCGAGCUCGACGCGGAAGAAGCGGCGUCCGCGGUCGCGGCGAGCGCGGCGCCGCUAUCGCGCCCAGCGUCAAUCAAGUGGCCGCAUCCGCCGAGUCUCCGGCGCACAGUCUUCUUCUCGCUGGCAUGCCUCGAGCGCAGCUACCAGUCGAUUCCGCGGGACGUGUUUGAGCCCGGCCUCUUCCUGCUGGACGCGCGCCGCGACUGGGUCUUUGGAAAGCACAGCAGCCUCCAGAAAGAGCAUUUUGACUACAAGUACAUGGCGUACGGAAAAGACUUUUUGGACAUGCUCGUCUUCAAGGAAGAGGCCAACCUCGUCUUUUGGUUCCAACCCGACCACAGCCUCGCAGCGCUCUCGGCGUUU